Molecule: messenger RNA, 2160 nt
Organism: Anguilla rostrata (American eel)
Lineage: Eukaryota; Metazoa; Chordata; Actinopteri; Anguilliformes; Anguillidae
Product: sodium- and chloride-dependent GABA transporter 2-like
Exons: 14
Coding region: 1-1821 (606 amino acids)
Biological process (GO): sodium ion transmembrane transport
Cellular component (GO): plasma membrane
Molecular function (GO): gamma-aminobutyric acid:sodium:chloride symporter activity
Source: RefSeq, a predicted model, not a curated record
AUGAUGGCAGGCCCGGGGACUCCGAUGAAGGACAGGGACCAGUGGGGAAGUAAACUGGAGUAUUUCUUCGCCAUGGCCGGAAACGUUGUCGGCUUGGGAAACGUGUGGAGAUUCCCGUACCUGUGCUACAAAAACGGAGGAGGAGUAUUCCUCGUCCCCUAUGUCCUGUUCCUUUUUACCUGUGGGAUUCCCCUCUUUGUCCUGGAGACUUCGCUGGGACAGUACACUAGCCAGGGGAGCAUUACCUGCUGGAGGAAGAUCUGCCCCAUCUUUGGAGGACUGGGCUAUGGGAGUCAGGUGCUGGUUGUGUAUAGUGGAAUCUAUUACAUCAUCAUUCUGGCCUGGGCAUUCCUCUACCUGUUCUCAUCCCUCAGCGCGGAGCUCCCCUGGGCCACUUGCGGAAACACCUGGAACACAGACACAUGCAUCGCGCUUGGCCAGAACAGCACCACCGACUACUUUGCUGCGGAUGCUACAUCCCCUGUGAUAGAAUUUUGGGAGGGAAGGGUCCUGGGCUUGUCUGGAGGGUUAGAGGAGUUGGGAAGUGUACGAUGGGAGCUUGCCCUGUGCCUCCUGCUGUCCUGGAUCAUCUGCUUCUUCUGCGUGUGGAAGGGAGUGAAGUCUACAGGAAAGGUGGUGUACUUCACUGCUACUUUCCCCUACGUGAUGUUGGUGGCCCUGCUGAUCAGGGGGCUCACCUUGCCUGGAGCCAAAGACGGCAUCAUCUUUUACCUGUACCCAGACCCAACCCGGCUCACUGACCCCCAGGUGUGGUUGGAUGCAGGAAGCCAGAUACUCUAUUCCUAUGGACUCUGCAAUGGAUGUCUUACAGCCUUAGGAAGUUAUAAUAAAUAUGACAACAACUGCUACAGAGACUGUGUGUAUCUCUGCUUGCUGAACAGUACAACCAGCUUUGUGGCUGGCUUUGCCAUCUUCUCUGUGCUGGGCUUCAUGGCCCAGGAGCAAGGAGUGGACAUCUCUGUGGUGGCUGAGUCAGGGCCCGGCCUGGCCUUCAUUGCGUACCCACGGGCGGUGGCCAUGAUGCCUGUCCCCCAGCUGUGGGCGGUCUUCUUCUUCAUCAUGAUCAUCUUGCUGGGGCUUGACAGUCAGUUUGUGAAUCAGGAAUCGCUGGUCACAUCCAUCUCAGACAUGUACCCCUCCUUCUUUCAAAUUGGGCACAGACGCAAACUCUUGCUCCUGUUAAUCUGUGUGGUCAGCUUCUUAAUUGGCCUGUUUAUGGUCACAGAGGGUGGCCUGUACAUUUUCCUCCUGUUUGAUUACUAUGCCUGCAGUGGAAUGACCCUGCUGGUCUUAGCCAUCUUUGAGUCAGUCUGCAUUGGCUGGAUUUAUGGUGCUCAUCGGCUCUAUGACAACAUUGAGGAUAUGAUUGGCUAUCGGCCUUGGCCACUAGUACGGUACUGCUGGUGCUAUAUCACACCCAUUGUCUACACCGGCACCUUCAUUGCCUCCUUGGUGAAGUACACGCCCCUCAUGUUUAACCACACCUAUGAGUAUCCCUGGUGGGCGUAUGUGAUUGGUGGGUGUCUUACUCUCUCCUCCACCCUCAUGGUUCCUUUCUGGAUGGGCUACCAAAUCAGCAUCACCCCUGGAACAUUAAAGGAGAAAGUUCAAGUGCUCUGCACUCCUGCCCCUGAACUGUCGCUCCCCAGGACCAAAAAGGGGGCUCUCUGCCCCCCAACAUUCGACACCUUCACAGAGAUGUGCACUCUACGCCCCGGCCGGACCCCAGAGUCCCCCUCUGCAAUGGCAGCCCACUGCAGCACACCUUCACCUCCAACAAGCGAUUUUCAGUGGGUUUAAAAAAUAAGGUCACACCCCUCUGCAAACCCUGGGGUCCACCACUGCCAGCUUUGGUGGCUUUCUACACUUAAUUUGGGACAGUCUGUUGGUGAGCCAAUCAACAGGCACCUCCCGAAAAAACACAAAAAAACACAGACUCUCUGAAUGUUGCAAGGACACAAAAUGCAACAAUCGGCUGCUUUAUAAUGUUGCCACAUAUGAACAUAGGUAUGGAAUACAGAGCUGUGCCGGUCUCAAAAGCAUCACACAAACCCUCAUCACACACAAACCCUCACACAAACCUUCAUCACACACAAACCCUCACACAAACCUUCAUCACACACAAACCCUCAUCACACA